AUGUGUUCAUCUUUUACUUUUCCUCAUCCGACUACUACAGCCGAUGAUCUCGAGAACCAUUAUAAGGUGUAUGGGGUCGAUCGUUCCGUCGUCCUUGAUUUGGCCGGUACACAUGAGACUCCCGAAACCGUGAGAGAAGGCUACUACAGAGCUUAUCUUUCCUUCUUUCACUCAUGCGGUCUUAUCUUCCCGAUCUCGGAGCCAAUACUCGAGGUCCUGGCGAAGCUUGGGUUAUCGCUUACCCAGCUUCUCCCGAACUUUCUUAGGCAUCUUGUUGCCUUCUUGGUUAAGUCUAGGGAGGAGGGUCUUGUUUUUGGUCUUAGCGAGUUUCGUCAGUUCGUUCUGGUGAAGCGGAAUAAUCAGAAUCCUGGUACUUUCCUCGUGUCUCCGCGCCCAGCUCACCACGUUAUCGAGGACAUCCCUUAUCGCGACGAGAAGUGGCGCAAGCAAUUUUUUGUUUUCAAGAUAGAUCGAGCAUCUAUGGGUGACUUCGAUUUCUCCCAGCUUCCCCGGCGUUGGGCCGAGACUAUCAUUCCUUCUGGAAGCUCUUCAAUGUCAGAUGAGAUCCGUGGUCUGAUGAGGGUCCUUCGGAGGGGUCGUUCAAACUGGUUUACUUUCAAUCAAACUCAGAUUCAAACUGUCUUUGCCUUGCCGGUGGGGAUCGACAGGGCUCCUUUGGUUGAGUCGUCUGAAGACGAGGCCGAACACUCCCAGGAGCUUGUGAGGAGGUCGUCGUUCCAAACUCCUGGGUCUGCAUCGAGGGGGCGAGCUUCCGGAAAGUCUCCCUUGAUCUCGAUUUAUGAUUCCGACGACGAAGAUGUUUCACGAGAGACUCGAUCUCCUGUCUCGCUGAGUCCUGGCUCGGAAGACAAGACUGUGGCGGUGACUCGCAAGCGACGUCGGUCAUCAGAGGGUGCCUUGCCUGGUUCGUCUCGUCCUAGGUUCAUUUCUGAGGGAGAUGGUUCUUCGUUUGCGGCCCAAAGCGACCUAAUAUCCCUUGCUGGUCGCAUGAGGUCCGCGGGUUGUCGUCUCCCAUCUCUCGCUUCCUCGGUUGAGAGGGAAGCCUACGCCAAGGUUGCUGUGGCGAGCUCUAAGGUGAUGGAAGCUUUUAAUGAGUAUGUCGUGACGAUGGAAGAUCAUGUAGUGGCUUCUCGGAACGACAAGGAAAUCGAGAGCAUCAGUUUUGAGAUCAAGAGUCUUUCGGAGGAGCUCGAACCCACUAAGUGA
This is a messenger RNA of Brassica napus (rape), 1227 nucleotides long. RefSeq lists its product as uncharacterized. The record is from RefSeq and is a predicted model, not a curated record. The transcript has 4 exons. Bases 1 to 1227 code for a protein of 408 amino acids. Lineage: Eukaryota; Viridiplantae; Streptophyta; Magnoliopsida; Brassicales; Brassicaceae.